AAUAAUUAAUAAUUUAUUAUUGAUUUAUUGUUUCUUUCUACCUGUUGGCUGUUACAUACCUAUUUAAAUAUAAAUAUUAGGCUGUGUUUUAAUUUAUAAUCAUAAAUGAGUUCAAUAUUGUGCUUUAUGUAAUCAGUACUCAAAAUUUUUAAACUUUUAAACCUAUAAUAGGAAACAAUGCAACCCUUAUUAAAUGCAAAAAGUGAUAUUCAAAUUGAUUUAUCUCAAGUUAGAAUAGAUAUAUUAAAUGAAAUACGUGAAUGUAAUGAUCGUGGAUUAACGCAAACUGCGAAAUGGCUGGCAGAAUUAAACUAUGCACUCAAGGAUCAUAAAAUACAAUACACUGAUCCACCCAAUCCCUAUGAGAAUAUUUCUAAAGAAGAUAGGGAAGCAUAUACAUUAGCUAAGACUUACUUUGAUUGUCAGGAAUAUGACAGAGCAGCACACUUCUUAGAAAAUUGCACCAGUCCCAAAUGUGUGUUUCUUUUAAGAUAUUCUCAGUAUUUGUCCAGUGAGAAAAAGAGAUUGGACAAUGCCACUGAUAUAGGAACAGAAAAUCCGGAAUCUACACAAGUCUUACUAGACUUGUUAUCAUUUUUUAAGGCUAAUCGUAAUAAAAAUGAUGGGUACCUAUUGUACUUAGAGGGUGUUGUUUUAAAGAAGCUAGAAUUAAGAAGUCAAGCGGUCACUAUAUUGCAAACAGCCAUAGCUGUGACACCCACUCUCUGGUGUGCAUGGGUUGAGUUAGCCGGAUUAGCAAAUGAAUAUGAAGCAUUGGAUUCCCUGCAAUUACCAAAACAUUGGAUGAUGUAUUUCUUUGCCGCCCAUGCGUUUGUAGAGCUAAAGCUGUCAGAGCAAGCGCUGGAAGCUUACAUGGCUCUGACGGCUGCAGGAUUUGACAAAAGCACAUAUAUAUCUGCACAAAUGGCAAUAGCGCACCAUGAUAGAAGAGAUGUAGAUUCAGCAUUGGCUUUAUUUAGAGAUCUAUAUCAGAAUGACCCCUAUAGAUUAGACAAUUGGGAUGUGUACUCACAUUUAUUGUACUUAAAGGAAAAGAGAAUGGAGUUGGCAAACUUAGCACAAAAGGCUGUGUCUAUUGACAAAUACAGGGUUGAAACAUGUUGUGUGAUUGGGAAUUAUUAUAGUUUAAGGAGUGAACAUCAGAAAGCUGUUAUAUAUUUUCAAAGGGCAUUAUCUCUGGACCCUCAGUACUUAUCAGCGUGGAUUCUCAUGGGACAUGAAUUCAUUGAGCUACAGAACUCUAAUGCAGCUAUACAGUGCUAUAGACAGGCAAUAGAUGUAAACAGAAAUGACUAUAGAGCAUGGAAUGGACUCGGCCAAGCAUAUGAAAUAUUGGGUUUGAAUGGUUACUGCAUAUAUUACUAUUCAAGAGCAGCACAACUCAAGCCAGAUGAUUCCAGGAUGUUGGUAUCACUGGGAGAGGCUUAUGAGAAGAUGGACAAAAUACCAAAUGCUUUGAAAUGUUACUAUAAAGCUCACAGCACUGGUGACAUUGAAGGGAUGGCGCUGUUCAAAUUAGCCAAGUUAUACGAAAAGUCGAACAUGCCGAACAGCGCAGCAGCCGCGUACACGGCGGCAUGCCAGGAUCCAGCUAACGCGGGUAGUAAGGAGCUGCCGGCCGCGCAGAGGUACUUGGCGCAAUACUACUUGCGAUUCUCGUUGCUGGACCACGCCUCGCACUAUGCGUACAAAUGCUUGGAACAUGAGAGUACCAAAGAAGCUGGUAAAAACAUAUUGAAAACAAUAUCAGAAAAGCGAUUAGGCGCAUCAUCAUCAGAACCUGCCAAUUUACCAGAAGAUCUGCCAGAAGCUAUAAAACUAGCUUCCACUUCAAUUACUCAAGAUUCAAAGAUUAUACCUAGCCCGAAUAUCACACCUGAAAACUUUUCAACGCCCACAUUUAAUAGGAAAAGUAAUAAAUUUAAAAUGUGACCAAUCAAUUGGAAGUUAAAUUGACUCAUGUUACAUUUAAGGUUUAAUAAACACUGUUAUAUGUGUCUUC
Messenger RNA from Colias croceus (clouded yellow), 2023 nucleotides. Its product is annotated as cell division cycle protein 23 homolog. Lineage: Eukaryota; Metazoa; Arthropoda; Insecta; Lepidoptera; Pieridae. Gene Ontology annotation, molecular function: protein binding. The record is from RefSeq and is a predicted model, not a curated record. The transcript has 7 exons. Gene Ontology annotation, biological process: cell division. Gene Ontology annotation, cellular component: anaphase-promoting complex. The coding region runs from base 178 to 1953 and encodes 591 amino acids.